GUCAAGAUAUAUGCCAUCAUAUUCUACAAUUAUCACAUCUCCCCUCCAUCUCCGAUUCCAACAACAAGGACCAUGGCUCCAGAACAACCAAUGCCACCACCUUCAACCACGGAAAACUUUGUCCCUUUGGGCGACAAAUUCGACAAAGCAUUUGCCUGGACAAACGAUCCAAAAGAUCUUGACAUUGCGACCUAUUUCGGUAAAGAACCCAGCAUCGGUGGCUCUUACAACAUCAAAGGCCUGAAACCAGUCAUCAAAGAGAGGACUACCCAGGAGUAUCUCCUUCAGGAUGCCAGGGGAAACUACUAUCGCUGGAAUGCAGAGUUCCCCGGUCUGGCCAAGCUGGAUCCUACCAGGGUCAGGACAGACACACCACUUGGGGUUGCGUUGGAAAUGCUGAGGCCUGGUCUCAAACUCGGUGUGAACAUACAUACAUACCCGCAAGUCCCAUUGGAUGUGAUCUGCCUGUUUGUCUUUUGCCCGCUUCGUCAUCUUUUGCCACAACCUUCUCUAAUCUGGUGCCUUUGCUUCAUCGCUGCCUCACAUCGAUACCUGCUGCCUAUGAGCCAAAGUGACCUUCCUCUACCUUUCAUCAUGGAAAUUAAGCUUCCUGCUGGGAGCGAGUCUACAAUUGGAGACAUUAGCCGAGACGUGAACGCGAACUAUCGCUUCACAAUUACCAAUCGCAUGGGCAACCCACAGAACUAUGUCAUCUUCGCCAAAGCUCCCGAGAUCUCUCCCAAGCCCGAUAUAGUCAAUACCAACGUGGUCGUAGCGCUUCGUGGUGUCUCGUCGGAUGCUUACUUCUCAAUGCCUACAGAUCCCAUGUAUGCCCUGUGUGGGACCAGCAACGAUGAGCUGAGGGAUCAUGGCAUAACCAUUGAGGUCGAGGAUGCUAUGAAGGUCAGUCUAGGCCAAAAACUCCCAAACGGGGGCCUCACCCCUGGGACAACAUGCGAUGUCAGGGUGCAAGAUCAAGCUCUUGUGUUCGCGCCUCCUUCGACAAGCCCGGAUCAAGGACCUCUGAACUCUUUCUGUAUCAAGACGAGUGAUGAGUUCACUUAUACACAAUCUAAAACACGUAAUUAUAUCCUUGGCCUUUCUCUCACCAGCACGCUUCUUCACGACAUCGGCCCACUGGCCCUCUUCAUGCCGAAGCCCAGUACCCGAUAUAGCGUGACUCCAACGCAGACAUUUUAUGUGGCAACCUCGGAUGAGCUUGCUAGAGACCCUGUGGAUAAAGACUUGUUUCUACGGGCAUGCGAAGUUGAUUUUGUCAGACUCCAAACCACGGAAGUGCACAUUGUUCAUUCUGAGCGGGGAGUGCUGACGGCUCAGGUUAAACCAAGAUUAUAA
This is a messenger RNA of Fusarium vanettenii 77-13-4, 1356 nucleotides long. RefSeq lists its product as uncharacterized. Bases 73 to 1356 code for a protein of 427 amino acids. The transcript is spliced from 3 exons. The record is from RefSeq and is a predicted model, not a curated record. NCBI's taxonomy places the organism in Eukaryota, Fungi, Ascomycota, Sordariomycetes, Hypocreales, Nectriaceae.